This is a messenger RNA of Pseudomyrmex gracilis, 1913 nucleotides long. RefSeq lists its product as uncharacterized. The record is from RefSeq and is a predicted model, not a curated record. Gene Ontology annotation, biological process: neuromuscular synaptic transmission; neuron-neuron synaptic transmission; clustering of voltage-gated calcium channels. Gene Ontology annotation, cellular component: presynaptic membrane. The coding region runs from base 300 to 1295 and encodes 331 amino acids. NCBI's taxonomy places the organism in Eukaryota, Metazoa, Arthropoda, Insecta, Hymenoptera, Formicidae. The transcript has 8 exons.
UAAAGCGAAGAGAAGAAACGGAACAACUUGAAAAUCAUGAAACUAACGAAACAGUGUCGAGUGUCGAUAAGACAACACAAAACAAUUCGAAGGAAUUGUUCAAACCAACGGACGAAUUAGCAGAAAGACCAAAACGACCGAGAAAAAAACGUAUAUUCUUUUUACUCGAUAUAUUAAUUUCCGUGGGUAUAAUUGCUCCUUUGGUGAUUGGAUCUUGGAGAGGAGCAUGGAACUUGAUAAAUCUUUAUCUGAAAGUGUUUCCCGUCUGGUUCAUUUUUAUAUUCGGCAUUGCUUUGAGCAUGAUAUUCACGAUUUGCAAGAGUCGAUUUUACAACAUUUACAUGAAUGAAAAAUGGACUGAAUUAAACUCACGGAAGCGAUUAUUUUAUCGCACGUCACGAAUUCUGUACACUUACAUUUUCGGAGUGGCGUGCAUCAUGCACUGGCAAGGUGGUUGGGGCGUCAUCGAUAAUUUCUUGUUUAUACAUAUGGAUAACACAUCUUUGACGUGUUUGCUAUUGACAUGCUUGGCAGUUCUACGUUGCAUUCGAAACUUGAUGCACGUUCCAUUCCUAAUUUGCAUCGAUACGCCGAGAUGUUUUCUAUUUCCUACCAGAUAUAAUACGAGUACGAGGGACUGGUCAUUGUACUUACUGGAUUGUGCUUUUAGCGUCGGUGUGGUAGGCACGUUGAUUGUUUUCGUCUGGAGAGGGGCCUGGAGCCUCAUCGAUAUGUAUUUAUUUCCAGAGAAUAUCCAUUAUUCUGCCAUUGGUUCACUGGCUAUCGGAUAUUCUAUAGUCACUGUGACAUUUUCUCUGCAACCGCUGAUGCGAUACGCCUGCACGCGUCUUCAGGGUCUGUUUCGCUUAAUAGUCGCAGACGCUUUUCUUCUUCUGAGUUUUUUGGGAACCGUGAAUGUUUGGCGUGGUAUAUGGGUCGCGCUGGACUUGUGGUUACUGCCAGAUAACUUGGAAUUAUCUUGCUGGAUCACUCACAUCGGCUGCUUCGUUUUACUUGUCCUCCUCAAUUGCGGCAACACCAUUUUGGUUCGUGGCGUUUAUAUCGAUGCCGAGGAAGAGCAAGGAAAAUGCGUCGUGUUUCCGUGUCACUAUCUUCGAUUAUUCUUUAAGAUCGAACGCGAAAAGAAACAGGCGAGGCAACAGAAGUUAUUGGUAGCUUCGCAAGAUUUCGACGGUCGCACCGAUAUAAACGAGAAAAACGGUGAAAAUGGGACUCUUUUGCCGAAUAAUACGGCGGUGACGAUUAUAUCCGCGAAUGCAGACUCUCUCGCAUAGAUGAGGACGCUAAUUCACUCGUCGUAGAGGAGAAAAUUAAACUGAGGAUGUGACGAUUCACAGUAAUCCAGUUAUAACUGAACACACCAACGUGAUACCAACGAGAUCUUUGUGUUCUUUUCUAAAUCAAAAAUUGUCGUGGAUUUUAUGAAUUGAUCUUCGAAACGCUUAAGGAUGAUUCUCGUACUAAUCGUGCCUUAUUGCGACCAUAAUCAAGGUAUAGUGACAAUAAACGAAGUAUUUUUCACAACAGAUGCUUGUUAAUGGCAGCAGAAAGAAUAGUUGGAAGUUGUAUGUGUGGCUGUGAAUGAACGUACAAAGUGGACAAAUCUGUACGAUUAUUACGAUCAAGUGUUGCGAUGUGCAUAAACUAAUAAUAUGACGUAAAAAGUGUACAAUAUCUGAGGUGAUUGUACGACUAAAACAAUGAAAAACUGGAACAUAGAAAUCAUUGCCGCCGGCCAUUGUGUGUUUUAUCUUCAAUGGAGAUGACGUGUAUGCGUGUUAAAGACUAUUUAUAUAUUUAUUUCAAAGUGUACACACGAAAAAUGCGUGCGUAAAGAUGAUUUCAUAUAGAGAGAAAUACUGAAUAAAGAUUAAAUAUUAAUUAGACGUUUC